Effrenium voratum is the source of this 294-nucleotide messenger RNA. The record is from the annotation of a GenBank genome assembly. NCBI's taxonomy places the organism in Eukaryota, Dinophyceae, Suessiales, Symbiodiniaceae.
AUGUUGGCGGAGGAUGUGGAUACUCGGAGCCCUGAGCAGAUCGAGAAGAUUAAGGAGCUUUUGGAGCAUGUCCAGAGGCUGCAGGCCGCCAGGCCCGGCAGCCCGGAGUAUGUGGGCCACGACACCUGGAGCGACCGGGAGAGGCCCUGGCUGUCUCGGGACCUGGCGACCGGCUCGGUUACUCGGCCGAUGUCCGCCAAGAUCAUCCUGGACCCUUUGGUGAGGAGCGAGCUGCCAGAAAGCCAGGACCGGGGCUGGCAGUCGUUGUCAGAACGGACGAGACUGAGUCACUAG